Molecule: messenger RNA, 2535 nt
Organism: Meira miltonrushii
Lineage: Eukaryota; Fungi; Basidiomycota; Exobasidiomycetes; Exobasidiales; Brachybasidiaceae
Product: ATP-dependent DNA ligase
Exons: 1
Biological process (GO): lagging strand elongation; mitochondrial DNA repair; DNA recombination
Cellular component (GO): DNA ligase III-XRCC1 complex
Molecular function (GO): DNA binding; ATP binding; DNA ligase (ATP) activity
Source: RefSeq, a predicted model, not a curated record
AGAAAGGAUGCAGAAUUUGCCAAACGAUUACAGGAGGAGUGGAAUGGGAAUGGUAUACAGGAACAGAACGUGAGCAGCAGCAGCAACAGUAACACCCAAGCAUACGCAAGUCCACCUCCUCCCAAGCAGGAGUUCCCCAAACCACCAAAGACCACUUUGGGAUCCACCGCAACCUCGUUCAAUUUACCGGCUCUAGAUAGAGCUAUAGAGGAUAUCGAACUACAACAGGACAUCUUCACCUUUGAUCCAGCCAAAGUAGACGUCAGCUGCUGGCCAACCCGUUCUGGAAAUGUUCCAAGUGCACCAUAUGCACUCCUCUCUCACGCAUGCAUCCUGCUCAGCACGACAAAGUCCCGACUGAUCAUCGUUACCGUUUUGACAAAUUUACUGCGAGUGUUGAUGUACCAUGACGAAGAAGCAUUACUCCCAUGCAUUUAUUUGGUAAGCAAUCAUAUCGCACCACCGUAUGAUGGCGUGGAGUUGGGAUUAGGAGGAGCAAUUGUCAAUCAAGCGAUUCGAAAUGUGACCGGAAAGUCUGCCUCUCAUUUACGUACGUUGUGGAACAAGACUGGAGAUCCAGGUGAUGUUGCUUUUGAGGCGAAGAAGGAUGUGAAGACAUUGAUUGGUCACUCCACAAAACCGAUCGAAAUCACAAAGUUGUUUCAAACCUUACAUGCGAUUGCUGCCAUUUCAGGCACAGGUUCCUCUUCGGCAAAGAUGGCACACGUAACGAAACUCUUGGUUGCUUCUCGAGGGGAGGAGGCUAGGUUUUUGGUCAGGACACUUCACAGCCAUUUACGAAUCAAUGCCGUUCGAACGACGAUCACGAGUGCAAUCGCGAGGGCAUUUGUGUUGAAUGACAGAAAUGUUGCCCUUAAAGAUGAAGGCGAUUCUUGGUGUUUGUCUGUAGAAGAAAGACAAGGCAUACUCGCCAAUCCACCAAACACCAAACAGAGAGCUGACCCCAAGAGGCUGGCUGCGAUGGAUAAGAUCGUAAGAGCUGAAACACUCUUGCGAGAAAUUCGUGCUCGGCAUCCCAACUUUGGAACGAUCGUACCUGCUUUGCUGGAGGGAGGAUUACAGAAUUUGGCAGAGCGUGUGCCAUUACGUGUGGGAACACCUAUCUCGCCCAUGUUGGGUAGUAUUACACGAUCUCUGCCAGCAAUGUUUGAUAAAUUGGGUGACAGAGCAUACGUUUGUGAGUUCAAAUAUGAUGGUCAACGUGUACAAAUCCAUGCCGAGCAUGUGCAGGAGGAGGGCAACGAAAAACGCAAGAUGCUAUCCUCAAGUGGGAAGGGAAAAUGGACCGGACCAAAUAAAGACAUUUAUGUUCGUCUCUUCAGUCGUCAUUUGGAAGAUAUGACUGACAAAUAUCCAGACAUUGUCAACCUCGUGCCAAUGAUGAUGGGAUUGAGUGGGGAGCAACUUGAUAGCAAAGGCAAGAUGAGGGAAGACGAUAUCCCUCCAGUAAAAUCAUUUAUUAUGGACGCUGAGAUUGUUGCUAUGGGAUUGGACGGGACGCUAUUACCAUUUCAAACACUAGCCAAUCGAAGUCGGAAAGAUGUCGAGUUGCACAAUAUCAAAGUGGCAGUCGGAGUGUUUGCAUUUGAUCUUAUGCAAUUGAACGGACGUAGCCUUCUCAAGUCCUCCCUUCGCAAACGGAGAAACCUUCUCUUUCAAAACAUCAAACCAUGCAAGCCAGAAGAUGUUCGAAUUGCACGAUUUGAUUAUGUAAAACACACCGAAAGUCGAAAUCAGGAAGAUGUGACGAGCUUCUUUGAGCUUGCGCAGAAUAAUAAAUGUGAAGGCAUCAUGGUGAAAUCCCUAGACCACCACUGGGAAGAUAACCAGUCGGGUGAAUCAGAAGCGAAAAUUCAACUGUUGGAAGAUGAAGUGGAUAAUGAUCUUUCGCAGCCGAACUUAGACGCAGCCGACCCCAAGCCUCUUCCUGGAAAAGGUGUUAAUGGCCGUGGAAAAGCACUACUCAGCACCUACGAGCCAGAUAAACGAUGUGAAUCAUGGCUCAAAGUGAAAAAGGACUACGUGGAUGGAAUUGGAGAUUCUCUGGAUCUAGUCCCGAUCGCGGGAUGGCAUGGAAUGGGAAGAAAGGCAGCAUGGUGGUCGCCUGUCCUGCUGGCAGUGUAUGAUGCAGAAAAUGAUGAAUAUCAAGCCGUUUGCAAAUGCAUUUCAGGUUUCACUGAUGCGGAAUAUAAGGAUAUCAAAUUUAAUCGAUUUGUCGAAGGAACGGAAACGUGUUACAAUGCAUACCAGAAUGAAUGCAAAGAUUCCUUUGAAACGGGAGGCUUAGUACCGGAUGUCUGGUUUACCCCUAAUGAAGUUUGGGAGAUUCGAGGUGCGGAUAUCACUCUUUCACCCGUGUAUACCGCGGCAAAAGGAUUGGUUUCUGAUGAACGUGGACUUUCGCUUCGCUUUCCACGAUUUAUGAAACGAAGAACUGACAAGUCACCACAACAAGCCAGUACUCCCCGUCAACUAGCAAACAUGUACUUUGAUCAAAACAAUACCACCACCGCC